This is a messenger RNA of Prorocentrum cordatum, 1450 nucleotides long. The record is from the annotation of a GenBank genome assembly. Lineage: Eukaryota; Dinophyceae; Prorocentrales; Prorocentraceae.
GCUCAGGCAAUCCGAGGCCCAGGCAGCCCUCGGUUCCGGCCGUGCGAGUCGCGCGGCGCCGUGCCUUGCGCCAGCGCCCGAGCAUUCGGGGUGCGAUGAAGGACGAGGACGAGCCGGCGGCCUCGGGCUCGUCCGACGGGGUCGCAGCGGCCGCGUUCCCGAGCCCGCCGGUGCGGCCCGCGGGGCCGACGCCCCGCGACGUGUGGCUGCUGCUGGGCCGCAUGCGCCACGAGGUCUUCGUGGGGCUCGGCCUGGUCUCGGCGGUGGUGUUCUGCGCAACCCUGGCGAGGGAGGGCGGUCUGCGAGACCACGCGGCGACGCACGCGUUCCUGCUCCUGGCGGCGUGCCUGGCGAUCGCGUACGACUGGCGCGCCGUUGGCCCCACGGUCGCCCUGCAGCAGGGUCCUGUGGCUGCUGCGGUAGCGUGGCUUCUGGCAGUCUUCGGAGGCCCUUUGGUCACUCGGACCGUCUUCCAAAGUUUGAUAUUCAUGAUGUUUUCCCUCCUAGCUUUCAUCGUAAUCCUCGCAGUCGUGGUGAGUGGAGGUGCUUUGCUUAUCCCAAGCGUGGUUGUCGGUAUAGUUGCAGUGGUGCUUUGGUAUGUGCGAACUGUCAUGGCUGAUGCACUUGGAGUCGCAGCAGUCUUCCUCGGGACCUAUUGGAUGUUGAAAUCUGCUAUGCUUGUUGAGCGAGUGGAAAAAUGGCCUCGCGUCACCAUGGUGGAGCCUCAGUCUGAAGAGUACAACGCCCAGCUGGCUGCUUUCCAGAAUGCUUGCACAGUCUGGGGUCACAUGUAUCCCUUCCAACUUACCGUGCGCAAUAUUUACAAAGUCAGGCGGCGCUUGCGUGCAGAAACGCUUGCCAACACAAAGCACUUGUACCACGGCACCGAAUGGCAUUCGGCGAAAGGGAUCGUUUGCGACGGCUUCAGGCUUCCAAUGCGCCCCGGGAUGUUCGGCACCGGCAUCUACUUCGCGGAUUGCCCCCUGAAGAGUUGGCGCUAUUGUUUCCCGUCCUUCGGCGUCAGCACCAUGCUGCCGCGGAUCAAGCAGCGAGGCGGGCUCAUCCUGAUGUGCGAGGUGGCGCUGGGCGAGGUGCGCCCCGAGGCGCAGGCGAACCGGGGGCACCGCGGCUUCGACCGUCGCAGCCUGAGGUCUUGGCUGCAAUGCUGGCCCUGUAGGCGCCGCGCCCCAGAUUCGGUAGUCGGCCUGACCCACGGAGCGGGGGGAUCCCUCAGGGUUCCAGAGUACGUGAUCUACGAUCCAUCAAGGGCCGGUGUCGAGUACAUCUUCUCGGUCUCCAAGGCAUGAUUCGCGAGCUGGGUGCCUCCUUCGACGAUCAGCUGGCGCGUCGAAGUUGCUGCGUGCGGUCCGUUGUUGCAGGACGUAUGGAUCCAAGAUACUUCGCAUUUGCCCGCGGCGAGGUGCCCAGAUAUCAAAAAGAAAUCAGGUCG